UCCUAGUUUAGUUGAAAUAUUGGUAUCUUUCUGCAAGAGAUACAUACGCCUGAUUACACAGAGGUUCCGGCGAAUAUAGAGAUUCGACUAUAUUGUUUGGAUUCAUACUUCCCCUCUAGGCACUGUUAUCUUCGAAAUACUUGAGGGAUGGAGAGCCAUCUUGCAGAACUGUUUGCUAGACAGGUCACUCUAAGCAACCCGCCUCCGUCGACCAGUCCACAUCGUGGUAAUAAUACUACUUUCCCGCUGCAUAGCACGUUUCAGUAUGCCCUCCCCGGCACAUCCCUACAGAGCUUUCAUGAUUCCUCCUGGAAAUCAUCAGCAUGUCUAGGUAUCGGUGAUGGGAGACCGAUUGCACCUUCGUUCGGGGUGUUGGGUCAGCGUGAUCCCGAACGCUUGUCGGUGUCUAGCUCUCAGUCCGACAUGUCUGAACAACAGCAAUCAAAGCCAAGUCAGACGUCGGUGAUGACCCAAGGUGUUACACAAGAGGAGGGCUUGGGACAGAAGCAUCCAUCAGCCAACAAAUUGAAUAAAGGAGAUCGCGAAACCUUUGCUGCCGAUGUGGACAUGGACAUUGAUAAUGGCAACGACUGCGAUUUCACUGAAGAAGGCGCGGAACCCUAUAUUAUGUCGGGAUAUGAAGCACUAGCUCGGCGCGAAUAUGAACUGUCUUCGAUGAAGACGUCAUUGCCGGAAGAACCCACGACUGGUGCCCCGUAUAACCCGGCGUAUGACCCUGUAUAUCAAGGUCAUGGAUGGUGAAAGUACAGCGCGAUGGAUGAUUAUACAUAAUUAUGCCUAUCUCGAAUCAAUACGCUCUUUGGAGCUGGUUAUGGUCGAUAAUGAUGCGAAAUACGCCGAUAUGUUUACGAUGAUAAGAUUGAGACGAGAUUAUUCAU
Molecule: messenger RNA, 899 nt
Organism: Paecilomyces variotii
Lineage: Eukaryota; Fungi; Ascomycota; Eurotiomycetes; Eurotiales; Thermoascaceae
Exons: 3
Coding region: 148-762 (204 amino acids)
Source: RefSeq, a predicted model, not a curated record